AUGAGGUCGAAGAACACGCAGAAAGAUACAGAGGAGAAGAAGAAAGCUGAGAAGGCGGCGGAGGUUGGGCAGAACAGGAGAAGGGGAAGAAGGAAGGAACGACUUAUCCGGGAGUCUCUGGGUGGGUUGAUGAGAGGUCGUGGUAAUCCCAUAAUACAGCCGUCCCGUGAGCUUGAAUUGCAGAUCGUGCAAAGAAAAGCAGCUCGUUGCCAAUCAGACAGCUCUAUACCAAGCGGAUUGUUAGUUAAUACCCAAUACAGUGAGACCGGGUUGGUAGCGGAUCAGACUAACCCAUUCGCAGUGUAUUCACCACCACCAUCCUGUACGGGCGUUGCAUAUGUGGUCUUUGCUGCCAAGUCAACUCGACAUAUCAUCCCACUGUGGGAUGGAGAGACAAACAUCCUCGUCCUCGGAUGA
This is a messenger RNA of Paracoccidioides lutzii Pb01, 417 nucleotides long. RefSeq lists its product as hypothetical. The record is from RefSeq and is a predicted model, not a curated record. The transcript has 2 exons. The coding region runs from base 1 to 417 and encodes 138 amino acids.